UGUUGCCUAGUAACACAGUUUAGGUUAGACAUGGAGGCCCAUAGUGCUGCACUGCUCAUGACACUUCUGUUGUUGUUGAGCUCCAUCGCCCUCAGCAAUGCCGACCUCUACGGCAACCCCUCGCCGCCCCCGCCGCCAGCCGGGCUGGCCCCGCCUCCACCCUCCGCCGUGGCCGGGAAGGUGUUCCCGCCCCAGUCGGUCCUGUGCAAUGACCGGUUCACGAAGUGCUUCGGGCACAACAUCACCUGCCCUCAGCAGUGCCCAUCCUUCAAGCCUGCUGACCCAACUGCCAAGGCCUGUGUUAUUGACUGCAACACCCCCAAAUGUGAAGCUACUUGCAAGAACCGCACGGCCAACUGCAAUGGAGUAGGCUCCGCUUGCGGCGACCCCAGAUUCAUUGGAGGCGACGGUAUAGUCUUCUACUUCCAUGGAGAGACCAACCGCCACUUCGCUCUCGUCUCUGACCAGAACCUCCAAAUCAAUGCCCGGUUCAUUGGUCGCCGCCCAGAGGGAAGGAAGCGCGACAACACGUGGAUCCAAGCCCUAGGCCUCAGGUUCAACCGCCACACCUUCACUCUCUCCGCCAAAAAGGUUGCCCACUGGGACAACAAAGUUGACCAGCUCGCUUUCACCUACGACGACCAGCUGGUCCACAUCACCGACGGUCACCUCUCGAGCUGGUCGGCUCCGGAUAGCCCUCUCUCCGUGGAGCGGACAGCUAACCAGAAUGCGAUCACCAUGACUCUUCCUGGCGUCCUGGAAAUUUCUGCGAGCGUAGUGCCGAUCACCAAGGAAGACGACAGGAUCCACAACUAUCAGAUCCCCGCUGACGACUGCUUCGCGCACUUGGAGGUGCAGUUCAGGUUCUUCGACCUCUCAGAGCGGGUGGAGGGCGUGUUGGGGCAGACCUACAGGCCCGAUUUCCAGAACCCAGUGAAGAGAGGAGUCGCGAUGCCGAUCAUGGGAGGUGAGAACAAGUACAGGACGUCCUCUCUCUCGUCCGCGGACUGUCAGUACUGCAUCUUCGACCCAGAGACAGCAUCGUCCGCGGAGGUGAAGCCGUUGGCAUUGGAGACGGCAAGCGCAAUGGAGUGCACCAGCAAGUUCAGCAAUGGACGGGGAGUAGUCUGCCGCCGGUAGAGAUUUGGGCCAUGGAAAAGGAAUACAUGUACGGUUGCUAGUGGAAUAAUAGUGUUGAGAGGUUCAGAACUUUGUGAUAGGG
Molecule: messenger RNA, 1222 nt
Organism: Rhodamnia argentea
Lineage: Eukaryota; Viridiplantae; Streptophyta; Magnoliopsida; Myrtales; Myrtaceae
Exons: 2
Coding region: 31-1140 (369 amino acids)
Source: RefSeq, a predicted model, not a curated record